AUGGACCUUGAAAUUACGUUAGCAAUAGAAAAAGGACAACAUCAAUUCCAACAACAACUUAAAUCAAGAAAGGAAAAAUCCCGUGAACAAAAGGUUGUUAAUCUUGUUCAAGGAUUGUCACCUUAUUUGGUUACAGAAGCAACAACUGAAUGUACUAAUCAAUUCUCAAAUAAUCAGCUACUAUAUUCAUGUGAAAGCAUAAUAUCACAAAAUAAUGACGAAAACAAUUAUAAUAAUAUGGAUAUUGACUUCGAUCUAUUAGAGUAUGAAAACGAUGAAUCAGAUACUGAUGAUGAGAUUGAUAAUCAAUCAGAUGAUGAUUUGACUUCGUUACAUGGAAAUCGUCUUACAGAACCUGAUCAAAAUUCAGCACUUCUUCAUCAGUACACUCAUAUUACACAAAACGAAUAUUGUACAAAUCUUUUGUAUCUGUUUCGCCAAGCAAACAUAUCUAAAUUACACUCAGCGAAGAUUUUACAAUUAAUUAGUUCAGUCCUUCCACAACCGAACACUGCUCCAACAACACUUAAAGCAUUAUUGGAUUACAUGCAAGUUGACAAUUUGUUCGUAAAAAGAAGAGUUUGCUUGCUAUGUCACAAUAAUAUUGCAUUAUCAUCGGAUACAUGUUUUAAAUGUAACUCGAAUUAUACUAAACAAUAUGCUGAUGUAUUUGAUGCAGAUUAUGAAAAACUUUUCAGUGAAGUGAUUGAACGAAAUUAUGUUGAUAUUAAUCAAUAUCGUCAAAAGAUUAUAACCACACAAAAUGAUGAAACAAAUGACAUUCCAUUUCAAAAAAUUUUCCGUGAAUUUCAACAAACCGUAUCUCAUCGAUAUUUUAUCAGUGUUAUUCUUCAUCUUGAUGGAAUCGGAUUGGGAAAAUCCAAUAAACUAGUGUUAUGGUUGUUGUCUUGUACAAUCGUAGAAUUACCUCCUCAUCUUCGAAAUAAACGCGAAAACAUGAUACCACUCUCAGCUUGGAUUGCUCCUCGAGAACCGAUAAUUUAUAGUUGGCUAAAUGAGUGUAUACAACGUCUGAAGUAUUUAAAAUUAUCAGGGAUUUUAGUAGGUGGUACUAAACGCUGGUUUAUUUAUUUUAUUGGGGUGAUUUGUGAUUGUCCUGCGAUGAAGUUAAUUCUUAAUCAUAUUGGUAACAAUGGAUACUAUUCAUGUUGGUAUUGUAAAAUUAGUGGGAUCCAUAUAUCAAAUAAAAGACAAUAUUAUUUUGAAGAAGCACCAAUUAUGAGAACUAUCGAUAGUUAUGUAAAUGAGUCUAUGAAAGCUGAAGAAACACGUGAAAACAUAAAUGGUCAUCUUGGUAUGUCAAUUUUACAUCAAAUUCUCGAUAUACGGCUUCCAGAUUCGAUCAUGAUGGAUUAUAUGCAUAUAACAUUACUUCGACAUACGCGAGUUGUUGCUCAACAAUUGUAUUCAAGCCUUACAAGACAAGAAAGAACCGAAUUGGACAAUAGAAUACGUCUUCAACAGUUUCCACACACAUUUCACAGAAAAAUGAGACCCAUCAGUGGUACACACAUUAAGUAUGCUUUAUUUAAACUUUUUUCUUUUAAAAUAAUGUGA
Messenger RNA from Rotaria sp. Silwood2, 1578 nucleotides. The record is from the annotation of a GenBank genome assembly. Lineage: Eukaryota; Metazoa; Rotifera; Eurotatoria; Philodinida; Philodinidae.